Molecule: messenger RNA, 5685 nt
Organism: Corythoichthys intestinalis (scribbled pipefish)
Lineage: Eukaryota; Metazoa; Chordata; Actinopteri; Syngnathiformes; Syngnathidae
Product: E3 ISG15--protein ligase HERC5-like
Exons: 23
Coding region: 595-3606 (1003 amino acids)
Biological process (GO): ubiquitin-dependent protein catabolic process; protein ubiquitination
Cellular component (GO): cytoplasm
Molecular function (GO): ubiquitin protein ligase activity
Source: RefSeq, a predicted model, not a curated record
UACUACUAUAUGCUAAUGUUUAUCCAAAACUAGAUUCAUGACCUUAUUACUCUUCAUCCUUGACACAGCCGCUGGAAACAGAAAUGUCGUUUAAUCCAUCUAUAGGCGACCACAAUAUCCUGAUUUUAUGACACUGUGUAGGUGUGCACUGGUCCUCAUGGGAAACGCAGUCUUCAUUAAGGCAAAACACUACCUCCUUUGUCCACCGGCGUCGCUAAAAUCAACCAAAACUGAAAAGUUACCUAGUGUUACUUUAAUUAAGAAAAGUCUGUGCAUAGACUAGCUUAUUUACCUUUUACAUUGUAUUUUACACGAUUCAUUAUUAUUUUCAAGUGAUCUCUUGUAUCCCUGAUAGCACCUUAAUUAAGGAGAGGUGGCAACUAGUACAGGGGAUGCCCAGCAGGGGGAGGGACAGUUGCCUUUCAUACUGAAUGUUUGGUGAUGAUUUCUUGUGCAUUCUCUUGUUGGCACUCGAAAAGUAAAGGUGUGUUUAUAUCCAACACUGAGUUUCCGUUAAUUUGGUUCGAUUUAAAAAAAAAAAAAAAAAAAAAACGCGCACCGCUACAAGUGGAUUAUCCGAGGUGAUUUUGAGACAUGUCGCAUCUUUGGUUUUGGGGAGAGAGCGCCAGUGGCCAAUUUGGUCCACUUUCAUCCUCGAUUCCAGUGUCGUGGACCGUCCCAGGUGUCGUGACCAACAUUUGCUGCGGAGAACAGCAUAUUUUGUUUCUUCUUAAGGAUGGAGUUGUCACUUCUCACGGAGACGACUCGAGCAAACAGCUUGGACGAAAGGUUUUCAAGAACGUAAAAACCUCAGGCCGUGUGGAGGGCCUGGCUGAGGUGGUGAGCGUGGCUUGUGGUCAGGACCAUUCUCUGGCCCUGUCUUCAUCUGGACAAGUCUACUCCUGGGGGGGUGAUUCCAAGGAUGGAGUACUUGGGUUAUUGCCCGGUACGGCUUACCAUACUCAAAGUGCGAGUCCAGUGCACAUGCCAACGCCAAUCCCAGUGAUUCAGGUUGCUUGUGGAAACUCCCACUGCUCGGCAUUGACCAAAGGAGGUGACGUGUACUCAUGGGGUUCAAACAGUCAUGGUCAACUGGGUUUGGGGAGACAGAUUACUCUGCAGUAUACACCUCACCACGUGCACGCACUCAAUGGCAUCCCAGUAACUCAAAUUUCUGCCGGAGCGGCUCAUGUGCUAUUCCUCACCUUGUCAGGCCUGGUGUACUGCUGUGGGGCCAAUGAACAUGGUCAACUGGGCGUUAACAGGAUUGAUGACAAAGGGAGAUUCAACAUCUGUGUCGUUCCUGCUCUUCGUCUUCUAAGUGUUUCCUUCAUUGCAUGUGGAGAAGCUCACACGGCUGUUUUAACAAAGGAGGGCAAAGUUUAUACAUUUGGAGAGGGAGCUCAUGGUCAGCUAGGUCACGGCUCUUCUGCGAAUGAACUGAUGCCAAAACUAGUUGAUGGGAUAACUGAAGGUGCCUCACAGGUAGCGUGUGGCAGAAGUCACACCCUUGUUUUGGGAUCCUCUGGCGACAUUUGGGCUUUUGGCAAUGGGGUGAAGGGUCAAAUUGGGAUCGGGACACUGGAAAGCAGUCUGGUCCCCACACGAGUGCAACUUCCAUGGAACUCUGACAGAGCAACAGUCGCACCAACAGACUUGAAAAUCGCAGCAAGUUGGAAUGCAAGCUUUGCUUUCACUUUAACACAGAGUGGACAGCAACAACAGAUAACUGGAAGAUUGGAUGAGGAAAAACUACAAAAAUGGCUGGCAUUGAAAAACAGCAAUCCAGAGACUGAGAGAGAAAUCUUUGAAAUGUUUUACACAUGUUCCAGCCUUGUUGCAAGUUUUACCAAAAACACUGGGCUGUCACUAAAAGCAGAUGCAUUAAAUGUGGAUCUUGAGGCUGCUAGCCAAACUUUCACCAAGAUGCUAGCAGUGCCGUGGAUCCAGAAAAAGGUGGACUUGACAGGAUUGAUGAAUAUGCUUGUCAAAUGGCGCUGCGCCCUUAAAUCCCCAGAGAUCAUUGUGGUCCUGCUUUCGUGCCCACUCCUCCAUGAGGCCGCAGUGGUUCUGUCCAUUGUCAUGCCUUUAGCGGUGGCUAUUCAAGACAUGAACGAGAGGACUCAGACAACACUAAAAGGCUGGUGGUCCUCCAUGACAGCCGACAUGCUGUUGCAACAAAUCUUGGUGUUAAAAAAUGCGUUGCAUUUUGCGGUCAAAAAUCGUCUCAUGGGAAGUCAUAGACCAGGCAUCAAAGCCCUGCUGGAGGUCCUCAAGCUCCUUUACAAAGUAAACAAAAGAGGAAAGUCCUACAAAGUCCCACCGAGCACCUUUUAUGUUGACAUCAUUGAGGAAAUAUUGCUUGAGGAUGUCUCUCUAUGGCGUGCAUUUUCUAAAAUCGAGGAUGAUGUCAACACACCUGUCAUCUUUUGUCAGUACCCCUUUGUGCUUAAUUUGUUCUGCAAGGACGCGGUUUUUGGGUUGAUUGCAUUCAUGACAAAGGAUGCUCACCAUCUCGCAAUGGGAAAAUCAGGGCCGCCAUAUUUUGUGCUUACUUUGAGACCCAGUCACCUGCUUGAGGACACCUUCAGACAACUGGCUGCAGCAGAUGACAUUACCUUCACAAAAGAACUGGUGGUGCAGUUUUCGGAUGACAGGAGGGUGAUGAAUGUCAACAAGAGAGACCUCUUCCUCCAUGUCUUUGAUGAGCUGAUGGAACCACAGUCCAACUGGUUCAUGUACAACGAGAGUAAGACGCUGGCCUGGUUCCCCCCUAAGCCAAAGGUGGGGGAGAACAUGUACUACAUGUUUGGACUUCUGUGCGGGCUGGCUCUGCAGAACCACAACAUGAUCUAUCUGCCCGUCCCGCUCGUUCUUUUUAAGAAGUUGCUUGGCGUCAAGCCCUCACUGGAUGACAUGAAGGAAUUUGAACCUACAAUUGGAGAGGCAUUACGAUGCAUCCUAGAGGACUAUACCGCGGAUGUCCUCAAAGAGAUGGAGACUACUUUUACCGUGAGUUGGGGUGGUGAUAAAGUUGAGCUGGAUUCCGAAGACCCUGAAAAGCUUGUCACAGAUUCCAACAAGAAAGAGUUUGUGGGGGCCUAUGUCAAUUACGCCUUUAACAAAUCAGUGGAGAGAACCUUCGAGGCAUUUAAGAAAGGCUUCUUUAAGGUUUGUGAGGCGGACGUGGUGGCGUUGUUUCAACCAGAGGACCUGCAGAUGGUGAUGGUGGGAAAUGAAAACUACGACUGGGAUGCAUUCAAGCAGAACACCAUAUAUGAAGGAGAGUAUCAUGCUGCCCACCCAAAUAUUGUUAUCUUUUGGGAGGUGUUCGACCAACUAUCAGAGGAAGAAAAAAGGAAAUUCCUGUGUUUUCUUACGGGUUGUGACCGCGUGCCUUUCACGGGAAUGAGCAGCAUCAAGAUGAAAGUGGCCAUCUUGCCCGACUCCACGGAUCUCCAUUUCCCAGAAGCCAUCACCUGCCACUUCCUUCUGCUGCUUCCCUUAUACCAGCGGUACCCAAUUGGAAGGCAAAUGCACAACAGGCUCGUUAGUGCCAUCAAUCACAGCCGCGGCUUUACCAAGACACUGAACACAAAACGCUGAGGAAAGCUUACUUUCCAUGCAGUCUCGACAAGGCUGCUGUAUUCUGAUAAAAUUGGCUGCGCACCUAUUUCUGUCAAUUCGUCUAUCUUUGUGUUGUGCCAGCCAAGUGUGCCAGCUUGUUGUUGUUGUAAUAUUAGAUAGUAUGUGUUCUUGGCUGGAUGGCAGUGCUUCACUGUGUAAAGUUAGAAUCAGCUAUGCUAAGUUGCCUGUUUUAAUGGUGUGUUACCUUGAAAAUGUUACGAUUAAAAUUCUAAAUCGACAUUGAAGCGCAUAUUUUUUCAGUAGUGGAAGUUCCCUAAGAUAUUUUCUUUCAAAAGUGCCUAUAACCAGUUUCUUUUGUGCCAAAAAGCCGACAGUGGUCUCAAUAUUAUAUUAAACGGGAAAUUCAGAAUUUUUGACAUUAGGCUUAAUCUUCGAGUUCGCGUGGUUUUAAUUAGUCGGUGGAGUGUAUUCCGACAAAUUCCAUGCAGUUUGUUAGUUAUUUGUCAGUUUCAGGACUCCGGACUGACUAAGCUAGCGCGACUGAAUAGUACAAUCUUAGCUUGUGUUAUGUACUCAUAUUUAUACGAUCACUUGUAUGCAUUAUGUAGCCAUUUUUAUUCUUAGCAAAAGCAAUCAUGCAUUCACAUUUUGGCUAAUUUACACAUAUACCAUUUGGUGUCAUAAGAGUAAGCUCACUUAUCUCAAUCUCUUGAAGAACACAAAGGUUGUUAAAGGGCAACUGAAGAGAUUUUCGGAUUUCGUUCUUGAGUGUUUUACUCGGUUGAAUUGUAUGAAAUACAUCAUUCGCUGUCUCAAAAAGUCACAUUAAAAAAAAUAAUAAUAAUUGGCCGCGUAGUUUUUGAGUUAUGGCCAGAGCAACACCAUAGCAACGAGGGACGCGACACCCUGCCGACCGCUACCUGAUGACGUAACUUCCAGGGAGCCUCGCCACAACUCUGAACACGGAAAUAUAGCACCACGCUAUCCUCGCCAUAUAUUGCAAACAUUUUCAGGGUUUUACUCGCGAGAUUUGUCAUGCCAUCUCAAUGUGUAGUGAUGAAUUGCUCAUAAGAAGACUCGAGACUCUAUUACCCCUUUCCCACUGACCAAAAAACCCAUGUCAACCCACUAACAAUCGGCUUUUGGUGACAGUGGGAAAGUUGCAGCGACCCGCCUCGACCCGUGUCGAUCAACCCGCCAAGCGACCUGUGUUAAAAUAACCUCGGCUCUGAUCGUCAUGCAGUGUGAAAGCAAAACCCCGGGUCAACAGUCAACACCCUAAUCUACGUGCACGCAACGUCUUCAAAGCACGCGUCCAUUUAAACUAGUGGCAUGCAUGCGCUUUUAUGCACUUCCCUUUCUCACCAUUCCCACACGCUUCCACGGGGGUACUAAAUUCAGUCUAAAUAAGCUUGUAGCUCCCCCUGUUGGCCGGAGUCAACAUUCAGCCUGCAUGCCGGUUCACAUGAUACGCCCCAUUACAUUUAUAUGGUUUAGCGAUAGCACUCUCACUACAUACAUAUAUAAUACGUAAUAAAUACGAAGUGCGAUAGCACUACUCCAGAUUGUCCCUAGUUUAAUUUAUUUUUUGGCUUUUGACCUCAAUAGUUAAAUUGUAAAUUAAUUGUAUGACACUGUCUGACUAUCCCCUUAUAAUUAUAUAUUUUCAGGUAGUUCAUUCACAACGUCUGAGUGCAUGUUGUCGGCGAUUAGCCUAGCAAUGAUCUUAAUUGUGGUUGUCAGCCCAAAACCCUCUAAAUAUAUAUUAAAUGCAUCUUACCAGAUAUAAAAUGACUACUACAUAAUCUGUGGUAGUCGUUUGGAGCCCAGUUUUCUCGUCGAAUUGCAGCAGUCAAUCUCAGUCUCCUCUCCGGGUCUCUCGGAAUACAGUAAAACUUCAAGUCUCUCCGUCUAUCUUCUCUGUUUUUGCAACCGACCGCCACACAUGACUUCACCAUUUUGAUUAUUAAUGUUAACGAGCAGAAAAACACGCCAUAAUAGGAGGAAUUUACGAAGCGCUAAUGCAUUAACAUGACGAGUAUACGGACAACAUGGCGCGGUGGCGUGGCAGGGACGUCACCUGAGUAGGGUUUAUAU